Molecule: messenger RNA, 333 nt
Organism: Perkinsus marinus ATCC 50983
Lineage: Eukaryota; Perkinsozoa; Perkinsida; Perkinsidae
Product: peptidyl-prolyl cis-trans isomerase ESS1, putative
Exons: 3
Coding region: 1-333 (110 amino acids)
Cellular component (GO): cytosol; nucleus
Molecular function (GO): peptidyl-prolyl cis-trans isomerase activity
Source: RefSeq, a predicted model, not a curated record
AUGACUGACAAGGUGCGUGUCUCUCAUAUUUUAUGUAAGCAUACCGGUUCGAGGAAUCCUGUUUCGAGGCGUACAUGUCAUGAGAUUAGUAUUUCCCACGACGAAGCAUUGAAGGAAAUUAAAGAUAUGAUUGAGAAGCUCAAGGCAGAUAGAAGUAUUUUCUCUGAGAUGGCUAAGGCAAGGAGCGACUGCGGUUCGUACAAGAACGGUGGGGAUCUCGGAUUUUUCGAUAGGGGUGAAAUGCAGCGGCCCUUCGAGGAUGUCGCGUUCAGUCUGAAGAUUGGCGAGCUGAGUGGGCCUGUAGAAACAGAUUCUGGGGUGAGUUUUAUAUAA